UCGCCAAGCACUCGACGAAAACCUCAAUCAAAAAUGGCGACAGCAACAGCAAAAUGGCCGAGCUUCAAGUUCGCAACCCAUGCCUCGGUCUCAGAAUUCUGCGUCUCUUCUCAAGCGUACUUGGCGAACCAUCCAAGCGAGUACAGCCAGUAUCAACAUCUUGCCAUCGGUGCUUUGGUCUUUAAUCAUUCGACCCCAAGGCGGCUUCUCCUCAUCCAGCGCGCAGCUAGUGAUACCAUGCCCAAUCUAUGGGAGAUCCCCGGAGGUGGCGCCGACGAUGUAGACGAGACAAUUUUGCACGGUAUAGCCAGAGAACUGUGGGAAGAGACUGGCUUGAUGGCCACAAGCGUCGGACCGGAAGUGGGUGUCGGACAGAUGUUCACCGUUGGAUAUGCCAAACUAAACCAAGUGUGCUCAUACAAACCGUGAUACGAAAUUAAACCAAUAUAGCCAAACAUUCAAGGCAGAGUACCGAUAGUCAAAAGAAUCCUGGUUCUAGAGAUCGGUUUAUGGGCUAUUCUUUUGCACAUUGGAGAGAUAGAAAUUUGAACCAAGGCCUGCAUGGUUUGAUAUUCCCUCCUAGUACAUCUUUUUUUGAGAGAGACUUACUAACUUGGGUGCAAGAAAUAGCUUGGGUAUAAGAAUUGUUCAAAACCCUAGCUCCGGCCCCUGAUUCUUCGCGUCGACCUAGAUGCUUUCCAAGUUCUUUGCC
Molecule: messenger RNA, 712 nt
Organism: Eremomyces bilateralis CBS 781.70
Lineage: Eukaryota; Fungi; Ascomycota; Dothideomycetes; Eremomycetales; Eremomycetaceae
Product: NUDIX-domain-containing protein
Exons: 1
Coding region: 34-429 (131 amino acids)
Molecular function (GO): hydrolase activity
Source: RefSeq, a predicted model, not a curated record